AUGGAUCUGUGGCUUUGGGAUGAGGUGCCAUCGCAGGAAGUUCCUCCGGGGAGCAAGCUGUCAGGACUGGAAGCAACCGACUUUGGCUUUUAUUACCCUGAAUUGGAGUUGCAAGGGAAUGCACCGACGGCUGAGACAUCCUGGAAAGGCUUCCCAGAACUGGACCGGAGUCCUGCGCUACCGCACUCCGAAGUUCCUCGGGGGACUGAGACCCCCGCUCAAGCCCUUCCGUGGUCGGGAGACUGGACAGACUUGGUCUACGACGCCUGGGACCCUUGGAGCCACUCCCCUCAGGCCGCGGGCCCCACCCCUCUCUGCCAUGACCCCGCCCCUUCUGGCGUAGACUCGGCUGGGGGGGGCCAGGAUUGCGCCCCAACGGCUGGAGCCAGCACCUCAGGGGCGCUCGAGCAGACCGCCUGGAGCGUCGCCAGCUGGGACUCUUCCGUGGACCCCAACGGUGCUACCUACUGGGACAGGGGCCUCGGCGGAGACCCCCGCGCGGACUGUACCAUUUCUUGGGGUGGGCCUGAGGGUUCGGACUGUAGCACUUCGUGGAAUCCGGGGCUGCUGCCUACGGACUGCGGCAUCUCUUCAACGGGGUUCCAGAGUCCAGCUUUUCCCGCUGAACAGAAGCAGCGAAAGGACCGUGCCAUCUUGCUUCGUUAUCCCAACACGAAUCACCGAGGUCCCAUUCAGCUGUGGCAGUUUCUUCUGGAGCUGCUUCACGACGAGGCCCGUAGCAAUUGCAUCCGCUGGACAGGCAACAGCCGCGAGUUCCAGCUGUGCGACCCCAAAGAGGUGGCUCGGCUGUGGGGUGAGCGCAAGAGGAAGCCCGGCAUGAACUAUGAGAAGCUGAGCCGAGGUCUACGAUACUAUUACCGCCGUGACAUCGUGCUCAAGAGCAGUGGGCGCAAAUACACAUACCGUUUUGGGGGCCGUGUGCCCGGCCUAGCCUGUCCCGAUGGCGCUGGGAAUGGGCAGGGAACAGAAACCCUAUAA
Messenger RNA from Dipodomys spectabilis (banner-tailed kangaroo rat), 999 nucleotides. It is a transcript of the gene Etv2, whose product is annotated as ETS variant transcription factor 2. NCBI's taxonomy places the organism in Eukaryota, Metazoa, Chordata, Mammalia, Rodentia, Heteromyidae. Bases 1 to 999 code for a protein of 332 amino acids. Gene Ontology annotation, cellular component: nucleus. The transcript is spliced from 7 exons. The record is from RefSeq and is a predicted model, not a curated record. Gene Ontology annotation, biological process: cell differentiation; regulation of transcription by RNA polymerase II. Gene Ontology annotation, molecular function: DNA-binding transcription factor activity, RNA polymerase II-specific; sequence-specific DNA binding.